Molecule: messenger RNA, 2043 nt
Organism: Ylistrum balloti
Lineage: Eukaryota; Metazoa; Mollusca; Bivalvia; Pectinida; Pectinidae
Exons: 14
Coding region: 1-2043 (680 amino acids)
Source: RefSeq, a predicted model, not a curated record
AUGGGAAGAAAGAGCAAAAAAUCAAAGAUAGCAAACCUAGAACUUGAAGCUGAGAAGCAGCAAGAGAAAAUAAGAAACUCAAUUUUGAAAGUUUUUCGAGCAAGGCUUUCUGACCCUUGUGGUGGAGGGGCCUUGCUAGUAGGCAAAGACAAGAAAGUGUCUCCAUCUGAAGACUUACAAAGCACUAAUCACACUCAGAAUGAUAGUUUCUCCAGCAGCAUGAGUGACAGCGAUGACAGCCAUAGUAAGGCUUGUCAAGUACAUACUCGAACUAGGAGGAAGAGGAGGUGCAAAAGAAGACCUAAAAGGUCAAAGGUUGCAUCUAAAGUACAAGACGAAAAGUCUGCAGUAACGAGGCAUUUGAGGGCUGCUCAUGAUGUCAGAGAUGCCUUACACUUGAAUGAAUCAGCUGACAAGGGACAGGACAAAAUAAGUCUAAUAACAGUGGGCAGAUUAACAAAUAAAGUUGGACUAUUUAAUAAGGGAAGGAAGUCAGAAACAAUAUCCAGAGACAUUCAUGUUUCGGAUUCUGUAAAAAGGAAAACAGAGGAUGACCUCAGGAACAUUAUAAGCCACAGUGAUGAGAAUGGGCCAUCUUUAGCCACUGACAUUGAACCAUCUAGUUCUGCUAUUAUAGACAAUGUAAGUCAGAGGAUAAAUGAAGAUAACCUAUUGGGUGCCAGUUCUAAACAGACACAUGCUUUAAAACACAGUUCUGAACAGAAACAUAUCAGGUCGAGUACUAUUCUGAGCUCUGGAGAUUGCAGUAGAAAUAGUGCUAAAAUGUCUAUCACUCCAGUAACAGUCCCAAUCAGCAAACAGGUCAACUUAGCAAGUUCCAGUAAGAGUACAGGAAGUGUUGGCCCUGAAGAAAAAAUGCCAGAGACUCCACCAUAUGAGGAAAUUGCAGUGCAGCUUAUGCAUACUGUAAAACCAAGGCUUGUGUUUCCUGGACAAAGCAUAUUGGACAAGACGCGAGAGGAGUUACAGAAAUUAAUGAGACAAAAUGCUCCAAGAUCUGCAACUCCAACACCAAACUUUUUGAAACUUGGUGGCACAUGUACAGGCUCAGUAAAGAGGUCCCUUCUGGAAAGAUUUUCGCCUGAGAAUAACCAAGUAGAAAGUGAAGGAUACCUUAACAAUGCUGGACAAUCAGAGAUCAUCCAAUCAGAACCAAGGCUCUGUGAUAUUACAAAGCCAUUGAAAAAUAACAUCUCUUCAAACAUUGUCACUGAUGCACAUGUCUUAUUGAAGUGUAAUGACUUAGCUAUUACAGAGACUAAAUGCUCACCAUUACCCAAUAAUGGGAAAACUCAAAACUUCAAUCCAGAUGCAAGGAAAAUUUUGUGUCAAAAUGACUCAGAAAGAGCAAAGAAAUUCAUCACAAUUCCACAGUAUAGACAAGAUGAGCUGGAUACAGACUUUUAUAAUGAAUCACAACCGAUGAAAGUAAUUAAAACAAAACCUGGAGGCCCUCUACAGCUUCAUCCUGAUAUUCAUCAUGACAUUUUCUCAGGUAUUCAUCCUGAUGUCUCGAUGGAUACUAUUGAGUAUACCACCAGAGACCGAGACUCCAGCCAGCAUGAUUCCCAGUCUUCCAGACCUAGCCUUCACAGUUCCCAGACUUCCUCCAUCAGUCAUCCUGAAAGGAGAGCCCUAGACUACAACCCGGUGCUUAGUACAAACAAGGCAGUUGUUGCAGAGUUGCGACACUAUCCACAGCAUCUUCAAUUGCAGAAUGGUACAUACUACAGUGACAGUCUGAAUGAUUUGUUGCCAGCAGAGCAACAGCAAAGUCAUAAGGUACACAGUCAUGAUGGAUCAACGGGGAAAACAAGGGUGCCAAUGGAUUUCCUUGAUAUGUUGGAUAGUCCCCAGCCCAAAGUCAAAUCACCAGUUGCAGUCAUGAACAUGUUGAAGUCAACAACACCAGACUCUGAUGGCUCCCCUCUGUGGCUUCCUAUUCCACCUCCAUUUCUGAAAAAGCCAACAUUUGACACACCAAGUCCUCCAGAUAAGCUAUACCCUCGUCUUCUGUACUGA